AAAAAAGCUGAGUAAUAAAGUGCGAUCUUUCGUAAUUUAGUUCCUAGAGGACAAAGAGAAUAGAGAGAGAAAGAGAACAGAGAGAGUGGGGGAAAAAGAGAGAGAGAGAGAGAGAUGUUUUGUCCUGACGUGGAGCUGGUGUGUGUAUAUAAAGCGGUGAGGAGUGGUACGGAGCAUCAGAGAGCCGAGCUGCAGAACACAACCGUCUCACUUCACCUCAGCAGAACCCAGCGCCGAUCCUCAGGGUGAGCGUUCCUCUCUUCUCCUCUCUUCUCCUCCUCUAACUCUCUUUCUGCACACAGACCGAGUGUACACGUCUACACACUCUGAUCUCAUCUACUUUUCUUUCUUACAGAUGCACAAGUGUAUUGUUGGUGUGUGUAUCACGCUGGUGUUUUGCGCAGUCUUGACCGAGACGCUGGGAAUGGUCAUCGCGGCGAAAGAGAAGCGCGGCUGGACCCUUAACAGCGCUGGAUACCUGCUCGGUCCCCAUGGCAUCGACAGUUACAGGACGCUCAGCGAUAAACACGGUCUGGCCGGGAAGAGGGACGCGUUCAUGGAGGACGACAUCAAAUCUGGUGCCCUGAGAAUAGCAGACGAAGACAUCCUGCACACCAUUGUAGACUUCCUGUCUUUCCUCAAGCUGAAAGGUGGGCGUGGUUCCGAGCUGAUUAGGCUUCAAUGUGAAAACAUUACACUGUCUGGAAAAAAAAAAGAUAUGAAUAUAAAUAACCAACGUAACAUAACAUAACGUAUGUGUUUCAGACAUGGGCGCUCUCGACAGCCUGCCCUCCUCGCUCACUUCAGACGAAUUCACUCAGCCCUGAACCUCGGAUAUCUCUCCGCCAAACGACCUCUGACCUUCUGCAAGCGAACUGCGUCCGUGUUCUUUUUGUCGUGUGCUACACUGUAACUCUGCUGACUGAUGUGAGGAAUAAAAGCCGCAUUU
Messenger RNA from Ictalurus furcatus (blue catfish), 949 nucleotides. It is a transcript of the gene gal, whose product is annotated as galanin/GMAP prepropeptide. Gene Ontology annotation, molecular function: hormone activity. The coding region runs from base 356 to 751 and encodes 131 amino acids. Lineage: Eukaryota; Metazoa; Chordata; Actinopteri; Siluriformes; Ictaluridae. Gene Ontology annotation, cellular component: extracellular region. The transcript has 4 exons. The record is from RefSeq and is a predicted model, not a curated record.